GCUGCCAAGAGGCGAGUAAAGAAGCCAGCGUCGUACUUCCAUGAGGAUGACAUGCUCUCAGAAGAGCACAGGAGUCUGUUUUGUUAAGGGAAUCAAAGGAGGAUCAAAGGCGAUUCUACAAUGUCAGGGUUGCUGAUGUUACCAUCUACAUCACUUUCAAUUCCGCACUGCCCUCCCUUCUUAGCUUAUUCAUAAGGAGUCACUGUCGUCGUGUCGAUCGAUUGGCUGCAAUGAUAAUGAAUCACUUCCUCUGGCUGCUUCCACUGGUCUUUCCGCACCUGAGCUCUCCAGUCAUAUUGCUAGAGAGGGGUGAUGGGAAUCUCUUUCACUGGAACCAUCUGAUGAAAGGAGAUAAAUUGGUGCUGCACAGAUCCAAAAGGGACUGGAUGUGGAGGCAGUUCUUCCUGUCGGAGGAAUACACAGGAAGUAACUAUCAGUACGUCGGCAAGCUUCGCUCAGACAAAGACAGAGGGGAUGGAACUGCCAGAUACGUUCUCUCUGGGGAAGGAGCAGGCACAAUUUUUCGUAUUGAUGAGAAGUCUGGGGAUUUACAUGCUACACAGAGACUGGACAGAGAGGAAAAGACCUCUUACACACUGCAGGCCCAGGCUUUCAACAAGAUCACGGGCCUCCCUCUGGAGCCUGCCACUGAAUUCAUUGUCAAGAUACAUGACAUCAAUGACAAUGAGCCCAAAUUUACCAAGGCUGUCUACACUGCCAGUGUACCUGAAAUGUCAGACGUCGGAAUUGUCAGAAUAGCUCUUUCCAGUAUGGACCGAGAAGUACGGAAAGAGUAUCAGGUGGUUAUACAAGCCAAAGACAUGGCAGGACAGAUGGGUGGUCUGUCUGGAACCACUAUGGUCAACGUCACCCUUACAGAUGUUAAUGACAGCCCGCCACGUUUUGCUUACAGUUCUUACCACCUAAGCACUUAUGAGUCAGCAGAAAUCGGAUCAACUGUGGGUCGAAUCAAAGCCAACGAUGGUGACGAGGGAGAAAAUGCUGAAAUGAAAUACAGAAUUGUAGAUGGAGAUGGCAAAGAAUAUCUCGAUAUAAUAACAGAUGAGACAACCCAAGAGGGUGUUAUCGUUGUCAAAAAGAAACUGGACUAUGAAAGCAAGCGCAUUUACACAGUGAAAGUGGAGGUGACUAACACACACCAGGACCCCAACUUCACUGAUCUGGGCCCAUUCUUAGACACAGCCAUCGUCAAGGUCACGGCCAAAGAUGUAGAUGAGCCUCCUGUCUUCAGCAGGCCUCAGUAUGUCUUUGAGGUCAAUGAGGACACACCAAAAGGAAUAGCAAUUGGAACUAUUACAGCCUGGGACCCUGAUGCCACACAUUACCCAAUCCAAUAUGCAAUAGAUCAACACACAGACCCAGAGAGACUCUACCACAUCGACCCCAAGAAUGGAUCCAUCACAAUUCUUAAGUCUCUUGACAGGGAAGUGUCAAAGUGGCACAACAUCUCAGUCCUGGCCAGUGAAAUAAAUAACCCUCAUCAAAGAAGCCGUGUUCCUGUCUUGAUAAAGGUUUUGGAUGUGAAUGACAAUGCGCCAGAAUUUGCCAUGAUUUAUGAGACAUUUGUGUGUGAGAAUGUCAAAGCUGGGCAGCUCAUACAGACUAUCAGUGCCAUCGACACAGAUGAUCCUCUUGUGGGUCACAAAUUUGUAUUCAGCUUGAGUUCAAUGAAUCCAAACUUCACCAUCUUUGAUAAUGAAGAUAACACAGCCAGAAUCCUGACCAGAAGAAGUGGAUUUAACAGGCGUGAAAUGAGUGUCUACUAUCUGCCAGUAGUUAUCUCCGACAGCGACUACCCCAUCCAGAGCAGCACCAGCACGUUGACCAUUCGCGUGUGCAGUUGUGACGCCACCGGCAACAUGCGUUCCUGCAGUGUUGACGCGUUGCUGCUCUCUGCUGGCCUCAGCACUGGGGCGCUAGUGGCGAUACUUCUCUGUAUCCUCAUCCUGCUUAUGAUUGUGGUGCUGUUCUCGGCUCUAAAGAAGCAGAGGAGGAAGGAACCGCUGAUCAUCUCCAAAGAGGAUGUCAGGGAUAACGUAGUCAGCUACAACGAUGAGGGCGGCGGCGAGGAGGACACACAGGCCUUUGACAUCGGCACACUGCGCCACCCGGAGGUGAUCGAAAGCAACAAGCUGCGCCGAGACAUCAUCCCCGAGAUGCUGUUUCCCUAUCACAGACCUUCACCCAUGAAGGAGUGCGCUGAUGUCAGAGACUUCAUUAUUAGCAGACUGCAAGAAAACGACACAGACCCUUUCACGCCUCCCUAUGACUCUCUCGCCACUUACGCUUAUGAAGGCAAUGGAUCAAUUGCUGAGUCACUGAGCUCUCUGGAGUCCUCUGUGACUGAGGGAGACCAUGAAUAUGAUUACCUCUCUAACUGGGGCCCGCAGUUUAAAAAGCUUGCUGACAUGUACAUCGGGAAGGAUACGGGAGUUGCCAACUAGGCUGCGGUUCAAUGAAAUUCAUAUUGUCCGUAUGUACGCUCGGAUCUCACUCUGCGCUCUGAGGCAU
Sinocyclocheilus rhinocerous is the source of this 2532-nucleotide messenger RNA. Its product is annotated as cadherin-10-like. NCBI's taxonomy places the organism in Eukaryota, Metazoa, Chordata, Actinopteri, Cypriniformes, Cyprinidae. The transcript is spliced from 11 exons. Gene Ontology annotation, cellular component: adherens junction; catenin complex; plasma membrane. Gene Ontology annotation, molecular function: beta-catenin binding; calcium ion binding; cadherin binding. Bases 231 to 2465 code for a protein of 744 amino acids. Gene Ontology annotation, biological process: cell-cell adhesion mediated by cadherin; cell morphogenesis; calcium-dependent cell-cell adhesion. The record is from RefSeq and is a predicted model, not a curated record.